UAUUUGGACGUGAGUAUCAUCUUCUAAGCAUGCAUUUAGUUGAUGAAAUGUACAUCGUAGAUGAAUACGAUGCUUUCAUAAUACCAGAUUCUUGUAUGGACUUAUUACAAAUCGGAAACGCUAUCGAAAUAGUGAAAAAAUUUAAGGUACGAUUGAUAAAAUAUUAUCGUCAACUUAUUAAAAAACUACGUAAAGUGACUCGACUCCCAAGUGCGGGACCACCAACUGCUUCACCAUCUGGGUCAAAAGCAAAAUUAAAAUCGCAUUGA
Messenger RNA from Funneliformis caledonium, 269 nucleotides. NCBI's taxonomy places the organism in Eukaryota, Fungi, Glomeromycota, Glomeromycetes, Glomerales, Glomeraceae. The record is from the annotation of a GenBank genome assembly.